Messenger RNA from Sphenostylis stenocarpa, 3144 nucleotides. The record is from the annotation of a GenBank genome assembly. NCBI's taxonomy places the organism in Eukaryota, Viridiplantae, Streptophyta, Magnoliopsida, Fabales, Fabaceae.
AUGGCAAGUAGAAAAGAAAAAUGUAUACAGUGUGGAAUUGCACUGGUGGUGCCAGCAGAUGUGUAUGUGUUUGAGUGCGGAGUGUGCCAUGGCAUCACCCAGAUAAGACCCUCGACAGGUCCAUGGAGUCAAGCCUACAACUCCUUUCAUAAUUUCAAAGGUCGUUUUCGAGGGUUUAUAAAUAGCAUAAGUAGUUCAGUUAACAGCAAUUCAGGUGGUUUUUCUGGGACCAAUAAUUUUGGGUCUUAUCCUCAGCCUCAGUCUGUAAGACCUUCAUACCAUGCCUAUGGCUCAAAGCGAGCUGUGCUGUGUGGAAUUCGCUACCAUGGGAAGAGUUACAAGCUAAAAGGCUCCGUCAAUGAUGCAAAAUGCAUGAAAUACUUUCUCAUUAAGCAGUUUGGAUUCCCUAGCGACUCCAUUCUCAUGCUCACAGAUGAUUGGGAUGAGAGAAACCCGCUAAGGAUCCCGACGAGAUAUAACAUUGCAAUGGCCAUGAGGUGGCUGGUUGAGAAUACCCAGUCAGGGGAUUCAUUGGUGUUCCACUUCUCUGGACAUGGCACUCAGGAAAGGAACUUCGAUGGGAACGAAAUUGAUGGGUUUGAUGAAGCAAUAUGUCCCGUUGAUUAUGAAGAGAAAGGGAAGAUACUCGAUGAUGAGAUUAACUCUACAAUUGUUAGGCCGUUACCUCGUGGAGCUAAACUUCAUGCCAUUGUCGAUGCCUGCCACAGUGGAACUGUUCUUGAUUUACCUUUUGUCUGCAAGAUGAACAGGGAAGGUUAUUACUCAUGGGAAGAUCAAAGAUUUCCCAGAGUUAAUAAAGGUACAAGAGGAGGGCUAGCAAUUUCUAUAUCAGCUUGUGAGGAUGGUCAAACCUCCCUAGAUACCAACGCCCUUAGUGGCAAUGAAUCUACUGGUGCAUUGACCUAUAGCUUCAUCCAAACCGUGCAAAACCAACCUGGUCUGAGUUAUGGUCACUUGCUGACUGCCAUGCGUUCAACCGUACGUGGGGCAAGUGCAGGCAUACUGCAAUUGAAUGGUCCAAUUGCUUCACUGUUCAACAGACUUAUGGGCAUGGAAAUACGACAGAGGAGGAGAACAGAAAAGAACACUUCGCGCGGAAGAGCCGAGUCUGGUGAGGUUGCGUACGAGCACCGACGACCGCAAAAUGAAACGGGAGUGCGCAACCUGGGUUUAGAGAACGAACGCCCAAAUUUGUCAGAUUUCACAGGUUGUAUAGAAAGUGAUGUUUACAACCAGGAGUUUGUAGCCACAACUGAUGCAGAAGCCACCACCAAGUCCAAAGAAAGAAACACAACUACUAAGACCAAGGAAGAGGGUAUCUUCCUCACAUGGGAGGAUUUGCAGGUCACAGUUCCCAAUGGAAGGCAAGGUAGCAUACCAAUUCUUAAGGGUCUGACAGGUUAUGCCAAACCAGGUCAGCUCUUGGCAAUAAUGGGUCCUUCUGGCUGUGGCAAAUCCACACUUCUUGAUGCUUUAGCAGGAAGACUGGGUUCAAGCACAAAGCAAACAGGGGAAAUUCUAAUUAAUGGUCACAAACAUGCACUGGCUUAUGGAACAUCUGCAUAUGUAACACAUGAUGAUGCUGUGUUAUCAACAUUAACAGUAGGAGAAACAGUGUACUAUUCAGCCCAUCUCCAAUUUCCAGAUUCAAUGUCCAACACAGAGAAGAAAGAGAGAGUGGACUUCACAAUCAGACAAAUGGGUCUACAAGAUGCCACUGACACAAGGGUUAAAGGGAAGGGUUCUAAAGGCCUUAGUGAGGGGCAAAAGAGGAGACUAGCCAUUUGUAUUGAGAUUCUUACAAGCCCCAAACUUCUCCUUCUUGAUGAACCAACUAGUGGCCUGGACAGUGCAGCUUCCUACUAUGUCAUGAGCAGAAUUGCAAGCCUAAAGAUAAGAGAUGGCAUCAAAAGGACUAUUGUUGCAUCCAUCCAUCAGCCUAGUAGUGAAGUUUUUGAGCUAUUUGAUAAUCUUUGUCUUUUGUCUUCAGGUGAAACAGUAUAUUUUGGUACCACUUCUGCUGCAACCGAGUUUUUUGCUUCAAAUGGUUUUCCUUGUCCAUCUCUCCACAACCCUUCUGAUCAUUUCUUGAGGAUCAUAAACAAGGAUUUCAAACUGGGUGAUAAAGAAUGCUUCCUCGUAAUAGUACCCAAAGAAGAAGCAGUAGAUAUACUUGUGAGGUUUUAUAAAUCUUCUGAAAUUAGUAACCAAGUUCAGAAAGAAGUAGCAGCAAUAGGUGAAAGUGAAUAUGGUUUCAUGGAGAGGAACAGAACACAAACUGCAUUUCUUACUCACUGUCACGUUCUAGUGAGAAGAUCUUCAUUGCACUUGUUUCGCGAUGUAAGCAAUUAUUGGUUGCGUCUAGCCAUGUUUGUUGUAGCAGCUAUUAGUCUGGGAACUAUAUUCUUCGACGUUGGUUCAAGUAAUUCAUCUAUCCAGGCUAGAGGGGCACUGGUCUCAUUUGUUGCAUCAGUCCUAACUUUCAUAACCCUUCUUGGUGGAUUUCCUCCAUUUGUGGAACAAAUGAAGGUAUUUCAACGUGAGAGAUUGAAUGGGCACUAUGGUGUUGCUGCUUUUGUCAUUAGCCACACGUUGUCACCUAUUCCAUAUAUGGUACUGAUGUCACUGAUUCCUGGAGUAAUCACGUAUUACCUUUCUGGACUUCACACAGGACUUGAACGUUGCCUCUACUUUUCUAGUGUACUACUUGCAUGUAUAUUGUGGGUUGAGAGCCUCAUGAUGGUGGUUUCUAGCAUCUUCCCCAAUCCCAAUACGGGCAUCACAGUCUCUGGUGGAAUCAUGGGAGUCAUGAUUUUAACUGGUGGAUUCUAUCGCCUGCCAAAUGAUCUCCCCAAACCAUUUUGGAAAUACCCUAUGUACUAUAUUUCCUUCCACAAAUAUGCCUUCCAAGGAUUGUUCAAGAAUGAGUUUAUUGGUCUGAAGUUGGCUAGUGAUCAAGAUAAAGGUACCUACAUAAGUGAUAGGGAAAUACUAACAAAGACAUGGGAAGUGGAAAUGGGUCACUCAAAAUGGGUUGAUCUUGCUAUCUUAAUGGGAAUAAUUGUUUUAUAUAGACUUAUGUUCUUGGUAAUCAUUAAGAGUAAGGAGAAGAUGAGGUCUUGA